Molecule: messenger RNA, 953 nt
Organism: Tricharina praecox
Lineage: Eukaryota; Fungi; Ascomycota; Pezizomycetes; Pezizales; Pyronemataceae
Exons: 4
Source: RefSeq, a predicted model, not a curated record
AUGGAGGAAGGUGGUUCUGCUGUCGGCGCCAUUCCGGGCUGCGCUCUUGUCUUCCCGACCGUCACGAUCACGACUUCCUCAUCGGCCAUUCUCCAAGGCGCCAGAGCAGAGCUAGCGUCGGGGCGUCAGGGAUCCUGCGGUCGGCGCAAUGCUCGCGGCCAACAGGCUUUUCCGACGAGCUUUCCGGCCGUAAAAACCGAACCUCCGAAGUACUUGCCGUCGCGCCUUGCUAUGUAUCUGUGCAAGCUCGAUACAUACCGCAUCACGCCCCGAGUCCCUCCGACGCACCUGCGCCAAGUGACGGAUUCGCGCUGGGUGGUGGGCGGAACAGCCGUGUGCUUACAUAUUUGGUAUGCGGACCUCCGUGGCGGGGCCGGCAAAGCAUUGUGGAUCGGCGCAGGCCAAGAGUCCAAGACCACGGCCGUGGAGUGCGGAGAGGAUCCGCGGCAGUAGUGGCGUUCCCCUCGGUCUUCACCGACCCGAGUGCUCGAUGCCCCGACGCGAGUGAUCCACCGUGUGUUGCUUGCCAUUUCUGAAUCAGUCAGGCUCUCCUAGAAUCGUUUCUCAGGUGCAAAUCUAAGUGAAGUGAUUGGUCCCGCAUGCCAGCAGAGAGGCCGGUCUAUCCCCGGAUUCUGCGGCCAAGAAGUGGAAGUUGCUGCCCUCGCAUUGGCUUGGAAUUGAUCGUCCUGUCUCCUAACUCGACACCGUUAUACUUCAGCCCCACAGCACAUGGUUCGCAUAAAUCACUCGCCUGGCGCAUUUGACAGCUUCCCCAUACCGCUAGCCGAAUAGGCAUCAUGUAGAAUCCCGACUGCUGCUGCGGAAGAUGCCAUCGGCACCUGCGAGAACAUUGGCAUCGUUGAGUGAGUGACACGUCGCUAGGGCUGAAAAUUUGCGGAGAAAGUCGGGAGAGAGAAUUCGGCAUGUACUCGCUGUCUCAAAGCAUUUGUUAG